UCAGGUCAAAGACACAUAACUGUACCGGAUCAACAAUAUCGUCAAGCGCCGUGGCACCCCGCGUCAGAGCGCCGAGCAAUAUUGAAGGUUUUUGGAGAGGCAUUGCGGGAGCUGUACAUGGGAGCCGGGCGCCGAAGCCGCCAGUGGAUUGAGGACUACAACUCCCAGCGCGCACCGCGCGGGGCACCGUUGCUAGGUGCCAACUGGCCCCUUUUGAUCAGUCAUUUCCGGCGAGCGGCAGUGAGAGGUGGGAGAAGGUUGUGUAACGGAACGUGCUGAGUCGUACCUGGGAGUCAGGCCGCACCCAGACCAGGGGGAUAUGGACCCGGAGUCACAGCUGAAUGAAGAUAGAACCGCUGUCCUUUUAGAGUUAAACAGUAUUUUGUCCACCACUCGGAAUCUUGUGUGUGAGCUCAGGACCCUGGUAGCUUUAACAGACCGAGAAGGAGGGAAACUAGCUCAGUCUCAGAACAAAGCUGUGAGCUCCCUGGACAUCUGGAAGCACCUGUUUGCUGCAGUGACUGCAGAAGACAACGGUCCAUUGUUGGAAUAAAAUGGCAGAUGGGGAGACCAACUUGGUUUCCACAGAUCUCUUGCUUCUAAGAGACCCAGACCAUGAAACUAGAUUAUUCAGUGAUGUAAUAUCCCUCAGUGACACUGACUCGGAGACUAAUCCACAAUCACUUAAUUCCAUGUCACCUCUUGGCGAAUCUGAUCCAGAUCCCUGGGACCUAGAUGACUUGCUUGUUGAACCCCAGUGUGAUUACAUGUCAGAUCAUUCUCUGACCACUGUUGGAAACAGUCCUCCAUCGCAGCUGUUUCAGCUACGGGGAACUAGUUCCGGGUUCACUUCACGUAGUCACAAUAUAUUCAGUGGCUUGGAGAAUGCAGUAAAAUUUGAUGCAUCUCAGCCAAAGGACAAGAGGAUCAUUGAAGGAGAAUUCAAACGUCCACCAAAUCCAGCUCCUCAGGGAAAGCUGAUAGAGGGUUCUCCUCCAGGAUGCCUGAGCAGUUCUCCUUCAAAGAGAAAGAUAAUCAUGGAACCUGCCAAAGAAAGGCAGAGCAGUGUCUUGUGUAAAAAGCCACAUUCUGUCCCAGACUAUCUACUGCAUCCAGAACGCUGGACCAAAUACAGCUUGGAAGAUGUUCCAGAAACCAGCAAUAAGAAAAAUACAGCAGUGGCGUUCGAGUUCAUGGAUGUCUUGAAGAAACAAAGAAAAGAAAAAUUUACAACAGACUUCAAUGAAAGCUCCACUUCCUGUUGCAAUCAAGAAUCUGACAGUGUUGCUGGUAAAAUCCUUUUCACAAAGCCAUCCAAACCAGAGAUGACCGAACAGGACAGUCCUGGCAAUAAGCUUGAUGUGAUCAAGAAGAGAGAAAAGAAAGAUGAACUCAGUCCAGUAGAUCCUGGGCAGGUGGAUCUGGCACACUUGGAUUACAGUGAAGUCAAGGAUGUGGAGGAUGUAGAAGCUUGGUGGCAUGAUAAAGAUGUAGGGGAGCUGUCAAAGGACAGGAAACAGAUGACAACAGAAGAGAAGGAGCAUGAGUCAGUCGUGUUUCAUAGUGGAAGAAAAAGAAAUCGGAAGAAUAUCCGAAUGAAACUGAAUAAAGACAGUGAAGAUGACUAAUGUCCACAUGGUUUGAUUGUAAGGCUGUUGAUGCUUUUAAGUGGAUUAUCUUAAAAUCAAUAUUUAGUUAAAUAUUCUUUCAAAGGAUCUGUCUCCUUUUAUGCUGUACUCUAAGUUUCCCAGGAAGGCAGCAAUUAAUUUUGUACAGCUAUCUGAUGUUUGUGUUAUCAAGUGUAUGUGGGGGGGAUGGUGGGUGAUGGUGAGAGAGGAAGAGGCAGGAGAAGUUCAGAAAUGGGUAAAGUUUGUGAUGGAAAAGAGAGAAAUGAUGUAAGACCUUGAACUGUAGUAAAAAUGAAAUGUACACCAUUAAUAAAUAUUUUAUGCUUCAAA
Messenger RNA from Pristis pectinata (smalltooth sawfish), 1958 nucleotides. It is a transcript of the gene tssc4, whose product is annotated as tumor suppressing subtransferable candidate 4. The record is from RefSeq and is a predicted model, not a curated record. Lineage: Eukaryota; Metazoa; Chordata; Chondrichthyes; Rhinopristiformes; Pristidae. The coding region runs from base 555 to 1628 and encodes 357 amino acids. The transcript has 3 exons.